AUGGGCCCUCCGAAGCGCAGAGUCCUCGCUACAGCAGAGGAGACCUUGUUCCCCCCACCAACGCUGCCUGAGGAACACCAAAUCGCCCGCGUAAUCAAAGCGGCAGGGAACAAUCUGUACUCGGUAGAAUUCCCUUCAAAACAGGUGGUCUUGGUGGAAUUGCCUGCCAGGUUCAGAUCGACCAUCUGGAUGAGACGAGGAUCAUAUGUCGUUGUCGACACAAAAGCGCUAGAUGAUCGGGAAAACAAGCUCCACGGGGAGAUUAUCAAUGUUGUGGGGGACGAAAAGGCCUGGCGCAAGGCCGCUUUCUGGCCGAAGGCAUUUGUCAAGCAAUCAUAUGGCGGCGCAUCGGAUUCGGAAGAAGAGGACUCGAGAGUAGGCAAGAUGCCAUCAUCAGACGAGGACGAGUGA
Molecule: messenger RNA, 411 nt
Organism: Talaromyces rugulosus
Lineage: Eukaryota; Fungi; Ascomycota; Eurotiomycetes; Eurotiales; Trichocomaceae
Exons: 2
Coding region: 1-411 (136 amino acids)
Biological process (GO): translational initiation
Cellular component (GO): nucleus
Molecular function (GO): translation initiation factor activity; RNA binding
Source: RefSeq, a predicted model, not a curated record